Episyrphus balteatus (marmalade hoverfly) is the source of this 6086-nucleotide messenger RNA. RefSeq lists its product as uncharacterized. The record is from RefSeq and is a predicted model, not a curated record. Lineage: Eukaryota; Metazoa; Arthropoda; Insecta; Diptera; Syrphidae. The coding region runs from base 897 to 4865 and encodes 1322 amino acids. The transcript is spliced from 9 exons.
CUCAUAUUGGACGUGAUCGCGUUUACAAAAAAAAAUCUGUUCCUUCUUUUUGUUUUAUAUUUUCAUACAGUCUUAAAGGAAUACAUUUAUUAUAAAUAAUUAUAAAACGAAUAUCGACAUCUUACUGGCGUUAAAUAAUACGAGCUUACGACUUAAUAAAACGUUUAUGAUUUUUUUUAUUGUGAUAAAUCUCUUUUCUUAAACUGACCAAUCAAAAUAAUAACAAAAUUGCAAUACUCGUACCUGUCUGCAUUCUCCUUUUCGUUUGUCUUAUAUUCUCAUAUUGAAUAUCUGGACGAUUGUGUUUACACCACCAGUUAAGUUCAGUUUUUAUUUGCAGUACCUACAUACUAAUUCCAAAACGAAGUUAACUUGGAAAAAAUAUAUAACUUGGUUAUGUCAUCGUUUGUUCUUCUUUUUCACAAGUGUUAAUUGAAAUUUCUUUCAAGUUAUUAAUUUGUUAAUUUGUUUAUUGAAAGAAUUUUUUCCAAAAUAAAAUGUCACUGUAUUAUUGAUAAAGCGUGAUAUGUUGUGCAGCAAACAUCUUCGAAUCGCUCAAAUAUAAUCUUUUAAAAUGAAGGACCAAGUAAACAUGUUGAGUAGGAUAUAUCAACUCAGCAAUUGAGGAUUUUAAUUCAUGUUCAAACCUGGACUUAUUCUUCUUUUUUUAACGAAGCCUUACAUUUUUGAUUAAAGAGAGCAUUUUUGUAAAUUUAUUUGUCAAACACACCCAAUCUGAAACUUUUCCACAUCGAUUAAAAAUUGAAAUUCCUAACUGAUACUUGGGUGAAGAAGACACAAAUUGAUUGAAAAUGCCUGCAGAGUAUAAAUAUCGUUGAAUCAUAUUCUAUAAAAAAGUAAAACAUAACUAAGUCCAUCAGAAGGUAACGGGUAAAAUGGAAGCAGCUGUUCAUCGAACUGAUUCUCAAAAAGUUCAACCAAAUGGCCCAAGAGUAUCGUUCAAUCGGGAUGUACAUGUGAAAAGAAUCGGAACACGUCCAAACGAAAAAUCAAACUAUAAAAUCGAAACUACCAAUCUUCAGCCACCAAGCACAAAGCAUUUAAGAAGGGAAUUACCCGCCGAUCUAUCUGAAGAAGGUAUUCGCAAGGAAGCAGCUCACGUUCUAGCACAGGCAGAAAAAAUCAAGUGCAAAGCUGAAAGUGGAAAAAAUAUUAAAAAUUUGAAUAGCAAAAAAUCCGCCUCUAAUAAGUUUCACUCCCUUCCAACACGUAAAAAGAAAACAGUCGAGAAGCCAGUUACUAGAAGCGUAAGUGACGCAUCUUCAAAAAAAUCGAAGAAACCAUCAAUAUUUAAUAUAUUUAGUCGCAAAAGUGAUUCGAAUCUCAACCAAGGCCAACAAAGCGGUACAAGUUUAGAAGAAAGUGGUAGUCGUCGCUUGGUUCGGAGUAAAAGCGAUGUUGGUUCGUACAAAGACACUAAGGUUUCCAAAAAGGCAAAUUCAGAGAAAGAAGAUUUAGUUAUAGGAAACGGUAAAUCCACUCAACUUAGUCCAAUAAUUGAGAACGCACAGAAAGAGGAUUAUUUUGAGGAAAUAUUUAACUGUGAACGCCGAAAGUCUGAAGCAAUUACUGCCCAUGAAAAAAAUGCAACAAAUUUAAAAGAUUUUUUAUCAAAGUAUAACACUGAACCAAAGUUAAGUGGUAAUAUAGAAUAUACAAAUUCCGAAGACAAAGAUUUCGUGCCUUCUAAGCCGAUUGCUGAAACGAUUCAAGAAUUACAAGACAAUAAGAUAAAAUCUAUCGAGGAUAUGCACAGCUCUCAGAUACCCCCUAGAAAGCCAGCACUCACAAAAGGACUGACUGUAAAUGGAAUGGUCAAGCGACUGUCGAUGGAAAGAUUUUCACCGCCCCCUACAAUAUCAGGACCAGCAUUUUCAUAUACUCGACCCAACGAAAACAUAAUCUACGCUCAACUUGUUGAAGAAGAAAAGUCCUCAAAACGGCCGACAGCUUUGAAUAGCUCACAUCGGCACAGUCAUAAUCAUAGAGCAGCCAUCAAACCACUGGACGUUCUUGAUCAUCCGUCUAGUCAUAAAAUUAGGAUAGAACCAACAUCGCGUGUUUUUAUAAGCCCAGAAAGAGAAACAUUUUCUCCCGUUAUAGGACCAACCAUGAUUCGAAUUCAAAAGUCAUCUUCUCCUUGGCAGCAAUAUAAUUCUCGGAAUUUAAGUGACGAUGACGAGGGCUUGGGGACUGAAACUCGUAAAUAUUUUGAAGAAGACUUUCAAAACCAAAAUUAUGAUCAUAGCAACAGAGCUUACCCUGAAGUUCCUAUCGUGCCGAUCAACCGAAGUGUAACUCCUCCAGAUAUGAGACAACCAACACCCAUUGACGAGAUUAAUACCUUAAGCCGUCGAAGGGCGAAUCUAGAAUCUAGAAUAAGAUCAAGAAGCUUCGCUCCACCAGAAACAAAUACUAUGCAUUAUCGUGCUUCCCCUGAAGCUUAUGGAGUUCGUGAAGAAUCUUUCGAUAAGCAGUAUUUGACACCUGAAAGAGAAGAUAAUAGUCGCUUCCAUAAACUGAGAUCAGAAGAGAUUAUAAAUAAGUAUUCUCCAGAACGAUCUCAUUUGGAUAUGAUUGCUCCAAAUAAAAUUAACGGACAUCAAAGGCAUCAUACCUCACGGUAUGUGCAUACGAAAUAUUAUGACGAUGGAACAGGUGUUGAUAAGGAAAUCUAUGAACGGGAGGAAAAGUUGGAUAGCCAAGGCAAACCUAUUGUAAGAGAGUCCCGAAGAAGGGAGCGAUAUGAUUCAGGUGGAAAGACAAUAGACAAUAAUUUCAUUGCAAAUGACUACGAACCAAAAAGCCUGGAAUCAGAUGUUUACCAGCCUUCUCCAGAAAAUCAGAAAAAUAUAAGCUCAGUAAGUCAAAUUAAUUCUUCGGAAGCAGACAAUUGGCAGCAUAGUUUAAAGAGAGAUAAACGCCAACAAAGAAGUUUUGAUAAAGGAGACUCGGGUAUUGAGAAUGACUUCCGAAAAGAAACAUUUAAUGGAAGUGGAAGUUCAAAAUGGCGUAAGCGAACACUAAAAGACGAUGUAACUGCUUGUGAACUUUUUAUCAAAAAAGAACGUCGUCACACGGAAGAUCAACAUCCACAACGUAAAAGAUACGACUUUGUUUAUCGCGAACGCAGCAUUGAUGAUGGCUCGCAUUUCGACCCCAGAUUAGAUAAAUAUCCAAAAUCUUCUACCUCCACACUACGCCGAAACGGCAAGGAAAACCCUCCCACAUUAACACCAUCUAGUCAUUCACAUCAAAAAGGAGAUACCCUCAAACGAAAUAAGAAGGUCGGUGGUUUUGAGAAGGUUAAAUUGCUUUUUAGUGGAAAUCGGAAGAAAGAACGUGAAACAAAUGUCAUGGUGAAGGAAAAAAGUGCACCUGAACUUAAUACUGCUACUAAUGGUACCACUAAGGACAAAUACAUGGUAAAGGAGGAAGAGAUGCGUUCAAGGUAUCGGGAACAUCGCGCAAGUCAUCAAAAUGACUUGCUUGAGCCAAAAAUAACAACCGACAUCUCUUUGCGGCGCCGGCUUUCAACUCCAAAAGCAAGUCCUUUGCUUAAACGAACAUCAUCUGAAACGGUACAUAGAAAUUCUACCUUAACUUCACAGAACAAAGUCGAAACAAAGCCCGGAAAAUCUUCCUGGUUCAAAUCCAUAGAAAGAAGAUCGAAAAGCAAAUCUAAAGAAAGGCUCGACAAUCCAUCAAAUAUUGAAAAUGAAUCAACUAGGGCUUCUAAAUACAGAACCCAACGAACACCUCCAACUGCACCGCCGCCGAUUCCACCAAAAAAUUUCCGUUUCUUUGGUGACACUGAUAUAGACUCAAAUCCUCCAACAAUAUCGAAAGGCACUACUACCCAUAGGUCGAGGCCCAUUGAAAACACUUUUAAUCGCACGCAAAAGUACUCUCAAAGUGCCUUCCACCUCGAUCGCAUUAAUCAGAUACCUCAAUCAGCUUUAUCUAAUCGUCUUCGCAGUACUUCUCUUCAACAUCUCGAUGAAGAUGGCACUGAUGAAACUGAUACCCGCAAACGUCGACAUUACUCUAGAUCUCGAAACCUCGAUGAUAUAUCUGAAAGUGGAUCAGAAACAGAAGAUCAUUACCACAAACAGCCAUUAACUCCAGUCAAUCGAUCAUUGCCCAGGGAAAAACCUAACUAUACGCCUCGGUAUAAUGAGAGGAGCAAGGCUGAACGCCAUCAAACUACUUCGCAAAUAACAUCGAAGAGAUCAUCGGACCAUCCAAGCAGUAUUGAUCCUUAUAAUCAAAGGGCAAACGUACUACCAAAGCCGCUUAGAAGUGCCGAACGACGAUUCCAUUUAAGGGAGCAAGAACGACUUCCAGACAGUUCUGGUACUGAAGGAGAAUCAAGUAUGCAAAGUCAGCGCAGUAUUGUGUAUCUUCAUGCUACAACAGUCGGUGCAAUACCCAUACCAUACCAGUCAAUCUCCCAAAGACGUCGGGCAACGUCUCGAGAAGAUUUACAAAAGAAUACACUUCAACCUAUGACAAGAUCUGUCUCCCGUUCGGUAUCGAUGCUAGCACCUUGGAAGCCAAAACAUAUGAGUGAAGGUUACGAGAUCAACUAUUCACAAGAACAAAAUGAGAAGGAUAAGAAAUUGUUAACCCUUCCUCGUAAAAACACAUCUACACAUGUUUCAUCAAGCACACUCAAACGCAAUAAGAAAGCCGAGCAGCCAUCUCGAAUAAGAAGGCAAACUUCUACUGCCAAAUCCAAAGAAGAUUUGUCAUCAAUAAGAAACUCUUCGAGUACGAGUGCCCCAAAGUCAAAUCUUUCGUCAACCAUGGACUCCCGAAAAGAAACUUUAAGACGCAAAUAAAAACUGCCUACAUAAACUCUUAGGAUACAAAAAUUUCUUUCACAUUUUCGAAUACGAAACUUAACCAAAUAGAAAAAUCAAAAUUUAAAAAACUCGGUGCUAAUCAACGAAAGACGAAACCUUAACCCCUUAGUUGAUGACCGAAUCAAUUUAUUAGCAAUAAAUCGGCUUACCUCUACCUUACCUCUAACUUUUAAUACAACUCGAAAAACUUUCAGAUAUAUUAGUUCAGCCAUAGAUUUUUUCUAUAACACCUUGUGUUACUGCCCAAGUAAAUUAGCUACAUCUCUCAACACCAACGUACAACAACAUAUAUCAUUCAUAUUUGUCUGUUUCAUAGAUACAACUGGGAGUGAAGUUGAAUAGAUUACAAUCUAUUUCUUUGUUUUUAAAUGACGUGAGGUAAGGUUAGUGCAGUUUCUCCUUCAAUAUCUUCUUUGGUUUUUGAUCUCAAAAACUUCCGAAAAAGAAAGUAUUUCCGAUAGUAUUUUUCUUGAAGAACAGGCACGUGCUGGUCCUUCAAGGAUUAAACAAAAAUAUUGCGUCCACAAUCAUAGCUGUCGUAAUAAAACUAAAACAGACUUCUCAUCUUUAGCACGUCUUACAACAACUGUUCCAUUUUUUAUUUUAUUUAAGCCUUUAGUCAAGAAAGAAUGUGAACUGGAUUAUCAAAUCAACAGUAAAUCGAAUUAAGUCAAUGAUAGUAGAACUAACACAUUUUCCGCUUAAACGUUUCGCCAAGCCAUAACCAAAUUAAUUUUUAAUCCAUUCAUUACGAAAAAACGCCAUUUCAUUUGAGAGAAUUGUUAAAAACUACAAAAUUUACUACCACAAUUAGGUACUUCCAAAUUCCAAAAACUAGAAAAUGCAAAAACCAUUACUUUGAUGAAUGAUACAAAAUUGGAAAUUCAAUAAGAGACGGAGUCUUAAUCAAUUUCCUUAUAAAAUUAUUCUUGUUUCAUUUGUACACCUGCUAUGAGGUAAGGAAAUUUCAGAUUUAUCAAAGUAGUUAGUUUUACUCUACGUUUGAAAGUGCGAUGGCUUCGUGUGAGAUUUUGGUGAGGCAUUUUAUGUUUAUAAGAAUAAGACCUUUUUAUUUGAAUAAGAGGUUGUAUAUACUAACGAUAAAUACAAUAUAAAUACAUUACGUCCAUAAACUUACAUAUAAGAUUCUUUUUUUUUAUUUCACUAACAUAUUUAUAUUAAAAGAAAAUUGUGAAU